ACAUGAAAAUGUUCUUGUAUGAUGACCAUAGUUUUUUUGGAUUUUACUCUUUUGUCCCCUGAACAUAUUUUGUUAAACAUUAGACAGAGCAAAGUGUGUGCUGUUCAGGCCAAAGAGUUUGGUUGAAGUGUCUUUCUGUCUACCCAGGUGGUGAUAGCUUUUUGAAGAUGACCAACUUAACUGUGCAGUGGUGGCACUUCACCUCCCCGAUGAUCCAACACAAGUGGUGGCUUUAUACCUGCAUGAGAAGUGGUGGUGCAUGGAUGAUGUUUUACGAACAUCCGACAAAUCCAGGAAUGGCUUGGUGUUGGUGCAGUCGAUCAUGGAGAGGGUGAUUGUCUUCUUGCUCAGUCAGGUAGUGGAGAGAUCUUCACAGGAGGAGGCGCUGUUUUCCCUGCAUCCCCGCACAGAGAGCUGCAAACUGCUGUGGAGAGACAGCCAGGCAGUCGGCUUCUACACUGUCAAACACAAAGUGUGCAAGAGGUUUGCGCAGCAGCACAAGGAACAUCGGGAGCGUCUGUAUGAAGUGGAGGCUCCAGGGGACUGAGCUCAGUGUCGAAACAUCUGGCUCAUCAUCCAGCUAGGCCACUAUGUCCUCAGUAUUAACGAGGAGAACAGCCCAACAUUAGGAGAAACAUUGCGGAAUGAAGCAGACAACUCGUCUGAGGGUAAGAAUCUCAAUUUUUCACAGCCCUCUUGCUGUUAA
Monopterus albus (swamp eel) is the source of this 706-nucleotide messenger RNA. RefSeq names its product family with sequence similarity 169 member B (gene fam169b). NCBI's taxonomy places the organism in Eukaryota, Metazoa, Chordata, Actinopteri, Synbranchiformes, Synbranchidae. The transcript has 5 exons. The record is from RefSeq and is a predicted model, not a curated record.